This is a messenger RNA of Penicillium subrubescens, 228 nucleotides long. RefSeq lists its product as uncharacterized. The transcript has 2 exons. NCBI's taxonomy places the organism in Eukaryota, Fungi, Ascomycota, Eurotiomycetes, Eurotiales, Aspergillaceae. Bases 1 to 228 code for a protein of 75 amino acids. The record is from RefSeq and is a predicted model, not a curated record.
AUGAAGGAAGCCGGAGCUGGGCGGGAUGGGAUUACUGCCCGAGGCAGUCAACAGCAACCCAACCCCAUGGUCACCUAUGAGAUACCCGAGGAAUCCAUUCUGUCGGGAUCGUGGGGUCUUGCCGCCAUUUCUGGGAAGCUUGCAAUGCAAGGCCACGUUAUGCUUGUCAGUGCAUUGCCGUACUUUGAAUUCUAUGGAGAGUCAAACGAACUAGCUGGGGUUCUUUGA